UAAGGUAACAUUCACAAAAAUUUAAUUAAUUGAAUUAUUAAAAUUACUAAUUAACCAGCCACUCCUUCUCACUGCAGACUUAGUAAAAUCAGAGAAAUAAUGUCUAUGUCACAGGAGCUGCAUGAGUUGCCUUCUUCUUUCCGAGGAGAGAUGAAUGACUUGGAUCGGAUUGACACACUAGCUAUUAAAAUAAAUGAAAGACAAGAAGAGUCAUGUAUGUGCCUCCUACAAGAAGAAACUGUAAAGGAAAUGACCAUAGAUGUCCCUGUCCCACAUGUAAAUUUCUCUUUCAAUAAAAACCCUCUUCGUCAGAAAGCUGCAUCUCUCCUAAUCUCUUGUUUGGGGGAGUUAUUUGGGACUUGGCUGUUGACACUUAUCAUUUGCUCUGUGGUUGCUGCAGCUAUUAUUACACUUUUAGCUUAUAUAGGACUAGUAUGUCACUUUACUAUUUCAUGUUGUCUAUUUUGUCCUUAUACAGAAGCCCAGAAAGGCUUAUGGCAGGUUGCAUUACCAGCUGGUUUUGGUGUGUCUAUAUCAAUAUUCAUAUCAGCUCAUUUCUCAGAUGCUCAUCUUAACCCUGCUGUAUCUAUUGCCUUUGCCGUCGUGCGAUUCCACCAGUUUCAUUGGUCACGUUUAGGCCCUUACGUCCUCUCACAGUUCCUUGGUUCUCUGAUUGCUGGUCUAACUGUAUUUGCAUUCUAUCAUGGAGCAAUACAGUCAUUUGAAGCAGCUCAUAACAUCACAAGGGGGGAGCCUGGGAGUCAGCUAUCAGGAAUGGUUUUUGGAGAAUACUUCCCUAACCCGGCCCUCUACAACCACAACGAGUUCUCUAGCGUGAUGUCAGUUUUUGAGGCCUUCCUGGUUGAAGCCUGGGGCACAUUUAUACUUGUCUUUGUUAUUUUCAGUCUCACUCAUCCAAGCAAUAGUACUAUAUCUAACACCAAAGUAGUAGUACCAAUUGCUAUUGGUAUAACUGUUGCAGUGAUCAUCAGUAUCUAUGGGCCAUUAACUCAAGCAGGUCUCAAUCCUGCUAGAGACUUUGGGCCACGCGUGAUUGCAGCUCUGGCAGGAUGGGGUACCAUAGCCAUACCUGGCCCUAGAUAUGGUUUCUGGUUGUACAUUGUAGGACCGAUUAUCGGAGGAGUAUUAGGAGGAGGGGCAAGUGAUUUAACCCUUUACUGUUUUAGAAGAUUCAAGAAGGAGAGUCAUUAAACAUGCAAGACUAAAUAAUUAUCAUAUUUUAUUAUGUUGGUUUGUUCUUUUAAUAAUUGUGACAUAAAA
This is a messenger RNA of Amphimedon queenslandica, 1281 nucleotides long. RefSeq names its product glycerol uptake facilitator protein-like. Gene Ontology annotation, biological process: water transport; glycerol transmembrane transport. Gene Ontology annotation, cellular component: plasma membrane. The record is from RefSeq and is a predicted model, not a curated record. The coding region runs from base 100 to 1212 and encodes 370 amino acids. Gene Ontology annotation, molecular function: water channel activity; glycerol channel activity. Lineage: Eukaryota; Metazoa; Porifera; Demospongiae; Haplosclerida; Niphatidae. The transcript has 4 exons.